This is a messenger RNA of Spathaspora passalidarum NRRL Y-27907, 945 nucleotides long. RefSeq names its product Fgr10p (gene FGR10). Lineage: Eukaryota; Fungi; Ascomycota; Pichiomycetes; Serinales; Debaryomycetaceae. The record is from RefSeq and is a predicted model, not a curated record. Gene Ontology annotation, biological process: protein maturation. The coding region runs from base 1 to 945 and encodes 314 amino acids. Gene Ontology annotation, molecular function: threonine-type endopeptidase activity. The transcript has a single exon.
AUGGAUAUCUUAGUUGCACAUCUAGGGGCAGGCAAUCACAAUCCUGCAUCUUCAUCAAAGUAUAAAACACUCCUUAAAAGGUCACUUAACCACAAUGAUAUAAUUGAAGCUGCACGAGUAGUAGAACAAUCAGAGUUGACCAACACGGGCUAUGGGUCUUCACUAAACCUACUAGGUUGUGUUGAAUGUGAUGCCAGUUUCAUUGAAGCGACAGAGAAAGUCCGAAUAGGGAGCUUGGUUGGUGUUGAUUGUUCAUAUCCUAUAAAGGAAGUAUUUCGAACGCUUGACUACGUCAACGAACUUUAUCAAUCUGAUGAUAAACAUGAUUUAACAGCUCCAGUCAUGUUAAAUUAUCAGAGGGUAAAAGAUUUAAUACCAAAGAAUCCCGAUGAAUUAAGCCCAAAUCAGUUAAUUUCAAAACGUCAACAAAGAAUAUACGACAUUUACAAAGAUAAGGUAUUGGGUGGGCGAAUUGAAGAAUUGAAACAUCAAAUUACGGAUACCAUUGGAUUGAUACGAAUAGUGGAAUGCAAAACUACUUUAGCUACUUCUUCAGGAGGUAAUUUCUUCAAACUUCCAGGAAGAAUAGGAUGUGCUGGGAUAAUUGGGGCAGCAAUCGACUUUAAGCGUAUUGAAGGUUAUGAGAUAAGUUGUAUGUGUUCUGGAAAUGGCGAGCAAAUCAUUCGUUCUAAAUUGUCAUGGGAAAUAGUUAAUAACAUACUGAAAGUCCCAGAGGAGGAGUAUGCAUCGUAUUUCAAACAAUUAGUAGGCUCAAUUUACUGCGGAUUUAUCGUGGUUAUCAAGUCAAAGUCCACAAGUCAUCUCUUGUAUGGACAUACCACUGAAUCAUUUCACUUUGGAUUUAGAGUUGGGGAGAAUACAAGAGUUAUUCUUAGCCAUUCGGAAAAGGAAGGUUUCACUUUUGGUGAGUACAAGCUUUUAUAG